AUGAAUUCGAAAAACGAUGACGAUCGCAUGCAAAAAGAUGAUGACCGCCGGACGAAGGCGACUCCCGCACAUCGUGCCCACGAGAAAAACUGUUCGGACUUUGGCAGCAGAGCGGGAGAGAAAAAGAGAGAGAGAGAGAGAAGGACAGUUCCGAAGGACACGCACACUUGCCUUGACCCGACGAUUUCGAGAGAGGAGGUGGAGCGUGCGGAUUGGCAGAACUGCGGACGCACUUCUGAAGAGGACUUCCGAAGAGGAGAGGAAGAAGAAGAAGAAGAAGAAGAAGAAGAAGAAGAAGACGAGGAACAGAUUCUCCGUGACGGCAAAGAAUGA
This is a messenger RNA of Caenorhabditis sp. 36 PRJEB53466, 333 nucleotides long. The record is from the annotation of a GenBank genome assembly. Lineage: Eukaryota; Metazoa; Nematoda; Chromadorea; Rhabditida; Rhabditidae.